ACACCUGUGCAUGACAUGGAUCUCCGACUCUUCAGCUACAUACUGAGCACCUGGACCCAGGUCCAGAUCUGGAGUGGAGUGGCGUUCGGAUGUCAGCCUAAUUUAGCAGUCUGCCUUUCAGAGAAAGAUAUUUCCCUCUUUGAUGCUGAUGAAAAUCCAAAGUGCUUUACUCGCACAAUGAAAGACUUCACUUGUUUUUGGGAGGCAUCCAACGAAAAAUCAUACGACUUCUUUUACAAAAAUGAUAUUGAAAAGAAGUGUAGUCUCACACAGCAGAAACUGGAGAAUAGAAGGUUCCUCCACAUCUGCUCCUUACCCCCCUCAGAUGUCUACCUCUAUGAUUCCACAAACAUCAGAGUGGUGGAGGGGGGCACCAACAACACUGUCUAUAGCCGCAGUGCUAACGUCGAGGACUUGGUUUUGUUGGAUCCCCCAACAAAUGUCUCUCUGCACUUAAGUGAGGAGCCAGGGGAGCUUCUAGUGACCUGGUGUGCACCUUCAGUCUUGAGGACUGAUAUGCAGUAUGAGAUACAAUACUUUUCUCAGAGUAUGAUGGAAAGAAUAAAACUGAUAAAGCAUUCAAGAUCAUCAGCCUACAAGCUGGACUUCUUACACCCAGGAGAAGUGUGCCAUGUCCAGAUGAGAGUCAUGCCUGGUGGCUACAGUUUGAAGGGACAUUGGAGUGAGUGGUCAUCCCCAGCCUCAGCCAUGGUGCCACAGUGGGCAGCGGAUAUUGAUCUGCUGUGCCAUACUUCAGACCUGAGAAAUGUUCAGUGCCGAUGGAACAAAAGAAGAGAUGGAGAAGAGCCCAGCUACACCCUCUUCUACAAGUUCAGUCACAGCCACUCCUGGCAGGAGUGCAUUCCAACAGAGUCUGCCAACCAAUGCAUCUUCUACGGAGAACAGUCCAGCAGCAUAAGGGUGAACCUGAGAACUGGCCCAGGACCACACAGUUGCAGCUUCUUUUCUGAUUCCUUCACCAUGAACAACUGCAUCAAAACCGAGCCUCCGAGUAAACUGCACUGGCAGGGCGAAGGAGCUCGGGUUCACCUAUUGUGGGAACCACCUCGGUGCAACCUCUCCACACACCUUAUUUAUCAGCUCCGCUACAGUUCCUGGGGUGAAUCUGGGUGGAAGUUAGUUACCUUGCAAAGUUCAAAGACAUGGACGAGUCUAGAUCUGCAAGCAGGUGUUCAGUACUCAGUCCAGAUACAGGCCAAGCCCAAUGGUUCCAUCUACAAUGGAUUCUGGAGUGACUGGUCCAACUCAACCAUCGUCCACGUGCCCACCGGCACAGGAAACCUGGUUGCUGCAGGCAUUCCUUUUAUAUUACUUUUUAUAGCUGUUUUGAUGAUCGCUUCUUUCUCAAAGUAUGCCAGAAAAGUUAAGCAGCUUUUGUGGCCUCCAGUCCCAAACCUUCAGAAGGUGCUGGAAGGUUUCCUGACAGACAUCAGUCGGCAGUACCAAAGCAGCCCAAUCACCAUAAAGCAGUGUUAUGAGGACAUCCCUGCCUCGGUGGUGGAGAUUGUGUCUGGCACAGAGGUCCUGGGUAGUGGCAAAGCCCACAAGGAGGGGGUCCUUGCACUUUUUCCAAACCCAGAGCUGGAGGCCAAGCUGGCAGAGGAGUAUGCCAUGGAGGCCUAUUCAGACUAUGUCACCCUGAACACCCAGAAUGUAUUCCCAUGCCUGCGGAGCAAUGAAUAUGUGCCUGGGGAUGGGAGGUCGCUGAGUGCAGGGCCGGAAGUGCUGCAGAGAGGCUUCCUCUGUUCCUGUGACACAUCACAGAACCUCCUCCUGCCUUCUACUGAAAUACUGAACCACUCAUACCUUCUUCUGGCAGAGCCAGCAGAAGACCUUGCCUUUAAGGAUUCCAGGGGACUGAGCAGCAGGUACACCAACCUGGAGCACCCAGCACUGCAUACGUCUGCAGACUGACUCACAGGUCAUGAUAUUUGAUUGGGCUGUUAUGAUGUUUUGAUCUACACAGUACAUCUAUUACCAGUUAAA
Molecule: messenger RNA, 2007 nt
Organism: Scleropages formosus (Asian bonytongue)
Lineage: Eukaryota; Metazoa; Chordata; Actinopteri; Osteoglossiformes; Osteoglossidae
Gene: mpl
Product: MPL proto-oncogene, thrombopoietin receptor
Exons: 12
Coding region: 16-1935 (639 amino acids)
Biological process (GO): cytokine-mediated signaling pathway
Cellular component (GO): external side of plasma membrane
Molecular function (GO): cytokine receptor activity; protein binding
Source: RefSeq, a predicted model, not a curated record